This is a messenger RNA of Ectocarpus sp. CCAP 1310/34, 1542 nucleotides long. The record is from the annotation of a GenBank genome assembly. Lineage: Eukaryota; Phaeophyceae; Ectocarpales; Ectocarpaceae.
AGAGAGAGAGAGAGAGUGCUUGAUGAACAUGCGGUACGCUACACGAGCUGCUGCUGCAGUAGGGGUCUUUGCGGCGUCGUCGGGGUCCAUCGUCAGGGAGGCCUUCCUAGCCCCACCCUUGUUCCACCCAGCGGCGGUGCGCCACGGCAGCAGCAGCAGCAGCAAAGACAACAAGUUGACGUUCGCCUCCUCGACGGCUGCCGGUAGGCCCACCACAACCCCUCCGCCAAGAUGUCGACGGAGCCAUGGGCUGGUGAGGUGCGCUGCAGCCUCUCCAUUGAGACCAACGCCGACGCUGUCUGCUGCACGGCGGCGCUCAGGACACCGCAGACCUCGCGAUCCCACCGUAACGGCCAUGUCUGCCGCAGCCGACGAGGGGGAUGGCAGCGUCUUGGGGCCACUGCGUCCUCUGAGCCCAACUGAAGAUGGGGGCGAUGUGUUUAAUCCCAAUCCGCUGGCGCGGAACGACCCAGAGCGCGCGAGGGUGAACAACCUCAUCACUAUCUUGGCGGGGACACCGAUGGCGGAGUGGAAGCCGGCUGUGAUCGACGAGUACAUGGAGAGCUUGCUCAAGCGAGGCAUCUUCCGGCAGACCAUGGACGAGCGGCUGGCGAAAGUGCGAAGCGGGGAGGAACGGGAGGCGCUCGCCCGAGUGGAUUCCUACAUGACGGGCUUUCUAGGGCACGAGUGGCGUAAGGCUUCUCGAAAGAAGGUGUCGGUAAUUUUAAGUGCCGCAGCGGAAGGCCCGAUGGAGUUGGAUGACUGCGUCCAGACUUUGGGCAAGGCGGAUCUUCUCGACAGCGACCUUACGGAAUACGUGGCCAGCUUGAUCACAGCUGAGGAGCGAAAAUGCGUUAAGUCGGUGCUGCUGAAGGUCCUCAAGACUGUUCGGGAUCGGAUCCAGGCCGAAUUGAGAAUGGGGGCACGACCGGAGAUCCGCACUCUAGCGCGAGCGCUGGCCAUUAAGGACGGUGCGCAGCGGAAGGAGUUCCUGCUGCACGCCUUCCCCAAGCUCGAGGAGCUGGACGAGUUUGUCAAGUUCGUGGAGGAAGGGAUUGACUUCCUGGGGGAUGAUUUCGGUUUCGCGGUGCGGACGAACAUGCCGCAGGAGCACUUCGACAAGAUGAAGGCGAUCUACGCUGAGGCCUCGGCCAUGCGGAGGAUGUACUUGCAGUGAUUGAUGGUGGUGGCGUGUUUUCAUCGGGGACGCGUUUUGGACGGCUUGUUUUGAGACGGCGUGUUAGAACGGAGUGAUGUCCCUCCAAGCUCGAUGAAUGUGGGGAAUCGACUACUAUGCAGCCAGUCGUUUUCAUUCCAUAGUCAAGGAAUAUUGGGGAUCAUUUCUAUGCGAACGGUUUUAAGUGAGUUCUUAAGGGCAGCGUGUAUCGUGAUAUUGUAUGGGUACGCCAGACGCCGGGAACAGGCGAAGAAGUUGCAAAUGGCCAACAGGCGCAGGGAGUGGCACUCUCGUACGUAUGUGUGCAUGGUUCGUUAAAAAAUCGGUUGCGGAGCAACCAACAGGCAGAGUCUCGUGUACUUUCC